AAAAUUUUGAAGUAACUAUUAGUUUGUCAUAUAAUGGCACGAAAAAAACGAACUUGUGCCCCUAAGAAGAUACAAAAGCGGAAUAAGAUUAAACACAAGCUACUUACAAAACCUACCAAAUAUACAUUUAAUCCAAACAACGUAACAAGAUUCAGAUGCCCAAUAACUUGUGAAAAAUUUUUCCAGAAAUUUUUAACUUACGAUGAAAUUACGGAAUACCUAAAAAGUUUGCAGAAAAGAUUUCGUAAAAAGUUUCAUCUGGAAGAGAUUGGUAAGUCCACUGAAAAAAGAUCUAUAUAUAUGGUUAUUAUAACAAACAAUUUAAAGGAUCGAGAAAAAAUGGCUGUGUUGGUAGAAGCUGGAUCUGAUGGUUCCAACAUAUUGGCAGUUGCUUCCGCACUGUAUCUUAUUAACUUUUUAACCAAAAAUCAAGGCUUGGUGAAGAUUAUGGACUAUUAUAUUCUUCCAUGUUCUAAUCCAGAUGCUUACGAUAUGAUUAUUAAGAAUAUUUCUCCCAAUGGGACAGUUCCUGUAAACUUAGCUAACAAUUUUCCAAUAAUUCUUGGUGCCAAGACUUUGCAAGACGUUACCACACAAGACUUUGUAGACGCCCUUGAAGAGUGGAAGAUAAACUUAAGAUUUUCUUCGCCUGUUACUAAAGCCAUUAUUAAAUCAGUUGCUUACACACAAAAACAUGUGAAACUGUUUAUUUCGUUACAAGAAGGAGGAUCAUCACUAGUUUUUCCCUUUGGUUCCUCUUCUGAAGUGCUUAACGAUGAAGAAGAACUUGCAACAAUGGCGAAAUCAGUACAACGAGUUUUAAAAAACAUUAAUAUUGACAUUGGCUCACUUUACAAAAUUUGUGGAUUAACUUUUGGAUCAGUUAUAGACUUUUUAAAGUUUCACUGUGGGGAUAUAAAGUUUACGUAUAUAUUUCAUAUUAAAGAUAACGAACAAGAAACCAGUAUACGGGAUGUUUUAGUUUAUGGCGAGGAUAUUUUUAAUUGUGUUAAAUCUCUCGCAAGAAAUGUUUAUAUGUAUUAUAAUAAACUAAAUCCUAAUAAAAAUAAGUGCAAAUGAG
Molecule: messenger RNA, 1081 nt
Organism: Diabrotica balteata
Lineage: Eukaryota; Metazoa; Arthropoda; Insecta; Coleoptera; Chrysomelidae
Source: the annotation of a GenBank genome assembly